Xyrauchen texanus (razorback sucker) is the source of this 4901-nucleotide messenger RNA. RefSeq names its product NAD(P) transhydrogenase, mitochondrial-like. The transcript has 22 exons. Gene Ontology annotation, cellular component: mitochondrial inner membrane. Lineage: Eukaryota; Metazoa; Chordata; Actinopteri; Cypriniformes; Catostomidae. Gene Ontology annotation, molecular function: NADP binding; NAD binding. The record is from RefSeq and is a predicted model, not a curated record. The coding region runs from base 115 to 3369 and encodes 1084 amino acids. Gene Ontology annotation, biological process: NADPH regeneration; proton transmembrane transport.
UUCUUCCGGGUAGCGGCUUUGAGCUUUGCGUCCCCGCAUUCAAAGGUCGCGCUCGUUGAUGAUCUGUCUCGGAGGAGGGUCCUUCCGACUGCACAGCUCCUCCUUGUGUCUCCGAUGGCGAGUCUUCUGCGUGUUGUAGCCAGCAGCUGUUCCAGCCCACUGUUCUCAGGGGUGGCUUGUGCUAAGCUACCGAGUUUCCGGACAGUGAAGACACCAUGCGUGCGACUCUUUAGGACCCAUCAAGCCCUCGCUCGCCUCGCUAGCCCAGGUAUUCCAUACAAACAGCUGACUGUUGGUGUUCCCAAGGAAAUUUUUCCAAAUGAGCGUCGAGUGGCCCUCUCUCCAGCUGGAGUGGAAGCUCUCAUCAAGCAGGGCUUCAAUGUGGUGGUGGAGUCAGGCGCUGGAGAAUCUGCUAAGUUCUCAGAUGACAUGUAUACAAAGGUUGGAGCCACUAUCAAGGAUGUCAAAGAUGCCUUUGCAUCUGAUGUUCUGGUUAAGGUGCGUGCCCCCAUGUUGAACUCCGCUUUAGGUGUUCAUGAGGCCGACCUUAUGAAAGAUGGAGCCUCUCUCGUCAGCUUUGUUUAUCCCGCUCAGAACCCCGAGCUGAUGGACAUCUUGUCCCAGCGCAAAGUCACCGUUCUGGCCAUGGACCAGGUGCCGCGUGUUACUAUCGCCCAGGGUUAUGACGCUCUCAGCUCCAUGGCCAACAUCGCUGGAUACAAAGCUGUGGUCUUGGCAGCCAACAACUUUGGCCGCUUCUUCACCGGUCAGAUCACAGCCGCAGGGAAGGUUCCACCUGCUAAGGUGUUAAUCAUUGGAGGUGGUGUGGCUGGGUUAGCAGCUGCUGGCACUGCACGUGCUAUGGGUGCCAUUGUCAGGGGGUUUGACACCAGAGCGGCUGCAUUGGAGCAGUUUAAGUCGCUGGGUGCCGAACCCCUGGAGGUGGAUUUUAAGGAGUCAGGGGAAGGCCAGGGCGGCUAUGCUAAAGAGAUGUCCAAGGAGUUCAUCGAGGCAGAGAUGAAGUUGUUUGCCAAGCAGUGUUUGGAUGUUGACAUCCUUAUCAGUACCGCGCUUAUUCCCGGUCGUAAGGCCCCUGUGCUGAUUACUAAGGAAAUGGUGGAGACCAUGAAAGAUGGUUCAGUGGUGGUGGACCUUGCUGCAGAGGCUGGGGGUAAUAUCGAGACCACGGUUCCUGGAGAACUCUCAGUACACAAGGGAGUGAUCCACGUUGGCUACACUGAUCUCCCUAGUCGCCUCCCAACUCAGGCUAGCACGUUGUAUUCCAACAACAUCGUCAAACUCAUUCGUGCCAUCAGCCCAGACAAGGAAGUUUUUUACUUUGAUGUCAAAGAUGACUUUGACUACGGCACAAUGGACCAUGUCAUUCGAGGUUCAAUAGUUAUGCAGGAUGGAAAAGUACUUUUCCCUGCACCACAGCCUAAAAACAUCCCAGUGGCUGCACCUCCAAAACAAAAGAGUGUCCAUGAGCUGGAGAAAGAAAAGGCUGCUGCUAUCUCGCCCUUCAGAGCCACUCUAAACACGGCUGGGUUUUACACUGGAGGCCUGGCUACAAUGAUUGGUCUUGGGCUUUCUGCUCCUAAUGCUGCUUUCACUCAGAUGGUUACGACCUUUGGCAUGGCAGGAAUUGUGGGAUACCACACCGUAUGGGGCGUCACUCCUGCACUGCACUCACCACUUAUGUCGGUUACAAAUGCCAUUUCAGGCUUGACAGCUGUUGGUGGCCUCUCCCUCAUGGGUGGUGGAUACCUCCCCAGCAACACAGCCGAGACCCUAGCCAUCCUGGCUGCUUUUAUCUCUUCUGUCAACAUUGCUGGUGGUUUCUUGGUCACUCAGAGGAUGUUGGACAUGUUCAAGCGGCCCACUGAUCCUCCAGAGUACAACUACUUGUAUCUUCUUCCUGCUGGUCUGUUUGUUGGUGGCUAUGGGGUGGCUCUUCAAAGUGGCUACAACAUUGAACAGAUGAUGUACUUGGGCUCUGGGAUGUGCUGCGUUGGAGCUCUGGCUGGUCUGUCCACCCAAUCCACAGCCCGUCUCGGUAAUGCCCUGGGAAUGAUUGGAGUGGCCGGUGGCAUUGCUGCAACUUUUGGUGUGUUGAAACCUUCUCCUGAGCUUCUGGCACAGAUGAGUGCGGCCAUGGCUGUGGGUGGCACUGCCGGUUUGACCAUUGCCAAGAAGAUCCAGAUCUCAGAUCUGCCACAGCUCGUAGCCGCUUUCCACAGUCUGGUGGGUCUGGCAGCCGUGCUCACCUGCGUGGCCGAGUACAUGGUGGAGUACCCUCAUUUUGCAACUGAUCCUGCGGCCAACUUCACAAAGAUCGUGGCCUACCUUGGGACCUACAUUGGUGGAGUCACCUUUAGUGGCUCUUUGGUGGCUUACGGCAAACUUCAAGGAGUCCUGAGCUCUGCUCCCCUUAUGCUUCCUGGUCGUCAUGCUCUGAAUGCCACCCUCAUGGCAGCCAGUGUGGGUGGAAUGAUUCCCUACAUGCUUGAUCCCAGCUUUACCACUGGUAUUACCUGCUUGGGCUCUGUGUCUGCACUGUCUGCAGUCAUGGGCCUGACCCUAACAGCAGCCAUUGGAGGGGCUGACAUGCCUGUGGUGAUCACGGUGCUAAACAGCUAUUCCGGUUGGGCCCUGUGUGCUGAAGGCUUCCUUCUCAAUAACAACCUGCUAACCAUCGUGGGAGCCCUCAUCGGUUCAUCUGGAGCCAUCCUUUCCUACAUAAUGUGUGUGGCUAUGAACCGCUCCUUGGCGAACGUCAUCCUGGGUGGCUACGGUACCUCAUCCACUGGCAUGGGCAAGCCAAUGGAGAUCACAGGUACCCACACUGAGGUCAACGUGGAACAGACAGUGGAGAUGAUCAAGGAGGCUCAGGAUAUCAUUAUCGUUCCAGGUUAUGGUCUGUGUGCAGCUAAAGCUCAGUAUCCCAUUGCUGAUCUGGUCAAGACAAUGACUGAGCAGGGCAAGAAAAUCAGGUUUGGAAUCCACCCAGUGGCUGGCCGCAUGCCUGGCCAACUUAACGUACUUCUGGCUGAAGCUGGUGUGCCGUAUGAUGUUGUGCUCGAGAUGGAUGAGAUCAACGAUGACUUCCCUGGAACUGACCUGGUUUUGGUAAUUGGAGCCAAUGACACGGUGAACUCUGCGGCCCAGGAGGACCCCAACUCUAUCAUUGCUGGCAUGCCUGUUUUGGAGGUCUGGAAGUCCAAGCAGGUUAUUGUGAUGAAGAGAUCUCUGGGAGUUGGCUACGCCGCUGUGGACAAUCCUAUCUUUUACAAACCAAACACAUCCAUGCUUUUGGGAGAUGCCAAGAAGACCUGCGAUGCUCUGUCUGCCAAGGUCCGCGAGGGUUAGAGAGGAAAGAGGAGACCUGUCCUCGCUUUGCACCAGAUGAAUCACGGAGAUGAGAAGAUCGCUCCCGUUGAACAGAUCCAUUAAACCCUUAGACAAAAUUAGCAUUAAUAGGAUCAAGCCCCUAAUAAAGCACUCUAUGCCGAUAUUUUGAUCAGUUAUUUAGUUGUAGAUGUAGGAUGUUUAUUAUCAGUAUUUCUUGUCCUUUUUUUGAUUGUGCACCGUAUAUCUUUUUUGUUUUCCAUAAUUUGUUUUUGUCCCCAUUUAAAUUUAAGCUAAAAGUAAAAAAAAAAAAUAAAAAAAAACCCAUUACAUUAUCACAUUAAUAGUUAAAGCUAACCAGUUACUAUCUGGUUUUGUAUGUAAUAUAGCUACAUUUUUAUAUUACAUAGUUAUCACAAUCUGUUUUUAAUUAUAUUCCUGGGUUUUGAAUUUGACUUGUUUGUUUCAAAGCUUUAGACAACUCUAAACUGUAUGCUUUUUUUUCCUGUUUCACUUGCAUAGAUCUAUUUUGGGAAAUUACCAUGUGCAUUAUGUGACCAGAGGUUGGUAAUGUGGUAUUGUUCUAAGUGGUAUAAGCUUUCAUAAGAAGGAAUUUACCUUUUCCAAUGCAGCUUCAGGUCGCUAUUUUCUAACAGUGCAAAUCAUCUCUAAAAAUCGCAAAGCUUUGAAGGAUCGCUGUUGAUAUAAUGUUAAACCCCACUGUAUUUCACUUAACAUUUAUGUACAGAAGAAUCGCAAACACCUGUGGCUCCACCAUAAGAUGAUUUGUAUUCCCCAGUCACUCUAAAUUCAAAUGGAUGUCAACAUAGCAGUGCACUUAGUAUGAGUAGUUACUGUAUGUCUGCCCUACUGUGCUCCCACAUUUGUUCCCAGCACUAAUUCUCUUCAGUAUUUGACAGGGAUUAGAACAGAUGUACUGUAUGUUACCCACUGGGACCUAAUGGUGUACAUCCUAUGAGACCAUUACAACAACCCUACCUCUCCACAAUUUCAACUUGACCAAACAAUUCAUCUUACUCUCCUCCAUGGGCACUAUCCCAGUCUUACACUCCUCCGCUAGGUUUACCUCGAACUUUGGCUGCAUUGGGCACAUGUUCUUUGACGUAGAUCUUGUGGAUGUAGGAGUUCUGACAAUUUACGUGUGCAUCUCUAUGGCACAAUAUCCUUCACUCAAAUAAGCUGCAAUGUUGAUGCCGAAUUUGUGAUUAGAAGUUUUAAUAUGCAAGACGGAACAUUUAAAUGAGGGAAUUGAAUUGUCACAAGGAAAUGGGAAUAUUUGUCAAUUUUUUAUGGAUUAUGUUUUGCAUUCCCUCCUGCUUUUUCAGGAUAUUUUUGUAGAAACAAUGAUACUUUGAUAAUUCUGCUGUGCUGCAAUACAGGGAAGGGAAUCGGGUGAGUCUUCAGACAUUUCAUUGUGCCAUGUUAAGGAAAUAAUUUAAUGUAAUACUGUGAAAUGUUUGUCUCUCCAAUGUAUCACAGAACAUCCCUCUUAAUAAACAUCCUGAUAAGAUAACGGGUGGCACGAAAGAUCA